Molecule: messenger RNA, 3065 nt
Organism: Sinocyclocheilus anshuiensis
Lineage: Eukaryota; Metazoa; Chordata; Actinopteri; Cypriniformes; Cyprinidae
Product: exocyst complex component 6-like
Exons: 24
Coding region: 35-2509 (824 amino acids)
Biological process (GO): intracellular protein transport; exocytosis; Golgi to plasma membrane transport
Cellular component (GO): membrane; exocyst
Source: RefSeq, a predicted model, not a curated record
UGGAGUUACUGCAUCUCUGUCGGCAUUGUCACAAAUGAACACUGUGACGAUUAGAGCCAACAUGGCGGAGAGCGAGAGCUUGGAGACUAUCACCGAACAUGAGCGAAUAUUACAGGAGAUCGAGAGCACGGACACGGCGUGCGUGGGGCCGACGCUACGAUCCGUUUACGAUGAUCAGCCCAAUGCACACAAAAGGUUUAUGGAGAAACUUGACGCCAGAAUACGCAACCAUGACAGAGAGAUUGAGAAAAUGUGCAACUUCCAUCAUCAGGGAUUCGUGGACGCCAUCACAGAACUGCUGAAGGUCCGAGCAGAUGCUGAGAAGCUGAUGGGCCAAGUGAGCGACACCAAUCGAAGACUUCAAGACGCCGGACGGGAGGUGACGGCCCAAACGGAGGAGGUCAUCCGCUGCCGAAUUCAACAGAGGAACAUGGCUACCACGGUGGAGAAGUUGCAGCUCUGCAUUCCCGUCCUGGAAAUGUACAGCAAAUUAAAGGAGCAGCUUGAAUCGAAAAGAUACUACUCUGCAUUGAAAACCAUGGAGCAGCUACAAAACAUUUAUAUUCCCAGAGUGAGCCAGUACAGGUUCUGCCAAAUCAUGGCUGAGACGCUUCCUAAACUCCGAGAGGAGAUUAAGGAGAUCUCCAUGUCCGACCUAAAAGACUUCUUGGAGAGUAUCCGAAAGCACUCGGAUAAAAUUGGUGAAACCGCAAUGAGACAGGCUCAGCAGCACCGUACGUUUAACAGUGCAGUGCAGAAGCAGGUGACUCUGAGCUGUGCCAAACCUCUGUAUGGUCUGAAUGGCCGAACACCCCUCCAACACAACGGCCUGAGCACAGAGGCAGCGGACGAAGAGGAGAUGGAUGAGAAGGUCUUGACGGUGCAGGAUCUGGUGGAUUUUUCGCCAGUCUACCGAUGUCUUCACAUCUACACUGUUUUGGGAGACAGGGAGACGUUUGAAAAUUACUAUAGGAAGCAAAGAAAAAAACAAGCAAGACUAGUACUGCAGCCUCAGUCUAACAUGCACGAGACAAUGGAGGGCUACAGGAAGUACUUUAAUCAGAUUGUCGGGUUCUUUGUGGUGGAGGAUCACAUACUACACGCCACACAAGGCCUGGUGACUAGAGCCUUCACAGACGAACUGUGGAACAUGGCCCUGUCCAAAAUCAUCGCAGUGCUCCGCACACACUCCUCCUACUGCAAUGAUCCCGACCUGGUCCUAGAACUGAAGAACCUGAUAGUUAUAUUUGCAGACACUUUACAGGGUUAUGGCUUCCCUGUCAACAGACUUUUUGACCUUUUGUUUGAGGUUAGAGAUCAGUACAACGAAACAUUGCUCAAAAAAUGGGCCCUGGUGUUCAGGGAUAUUUUUGAGCAGGACAACUACAGCCCCAUUCCAGUGGAAAAUGAAGAGGAGUAUAAGGCCGUGAUCAGUCGCUUCCCCUUCCAUGAUGCAGAGAUAGAAAAGCAACAAUUUCCAAAGAAGCUGCCCAUGUCCCAGUCAGUGCCUCAAAUCUACUCUCAAGUGAAGGAGUUUAUUUACGCCAGCUUGAAGUUCUCCGAGUCACUCCAUCGCAGCUCAACUGAGAUUGACGACAUGCUCCGUAAAUCCACCAACCUCCUGCUGACGAGGACGUUGAGCAGCUGCUUACAAAAUCUAAUCAAAAAGCCACACAUAGGAUUAACCGAGCUAGUUCAAAUUAUCAUCAACACCACCCAUUUAGAGCACGCGUGUAAAUACCUGGAGGAUUUUAUCACGAACAUCACCAAUGUUUCCCCGGAAACGGUUCAUACCACAAGACUCUACGGGCUUUCCACCUUCAAGGAUGCUAGACAUGCAGCCGAAGGAGAAAUAUACACCAAACUCAACCAGAAGAUUGAUGAAUUCAUUCAGCUGGCUGAUUAUGAAUGGGGCAUGGCAGAGUCGGACGGCAGGGCCAGCGGCUACCUCAUUGACCUUAUUAACUUCCUGCGUAGCACCUUCCAGGUCUUCACACACCUUCCAAAUAACAACAAUGAUCAUGCUGCGAUGUCGGGUAAGGUGGCACAGACGGCGUGUAUGUCUGCCUGUAAACACCUGGCCACGUCACUGAUGCAGAUGCUGCUGGAUACUGAGCUCAAACAGAUCAGCAUGGGAGCCAUUCAGCAGUUCAACCUGGAUGUCAUACAGUGUGAACUUUUUGCCAGUUCAGAGCCCGUGCCAGGAUUCCAGGGGGACACACUGCAGUUGGCCUUCAUUGACCUCCGACAGCUUCUAGAUCUGUUCAUGGUGUGGGAUUGGUCCACGUACCUGGCAGACUACGGACAGCCCACCUCAAAGUACCUGCGGGUGAACCCCUCCACUGCACUAGCACUUUUGGAAAAAGUCAACAGAGGAAUGAAAGACACAAGCAAAAAGAACAUCAUCUUCUCCCAGUUCAGGAAGAACGACCGUGACAAGCAGAAAUUGAUCGAGACAGUGGUGAAGCAGCUGAGAAGUCUGGUGAAUGGAAUGUCCCAGCAUUCCUAGAGGCAUCCACAUGAACUCCAAACACUGGGCUGGGUUUGACAAUGUAACUUACAAACUAGGUUAUACUUCUAGCUUUGGCCCUUUUUUCAAAAUCCAAUAACUCGCUGUAAGGUAACUACUCUCAAAAGUACUGUGGUAUAUUUUGACUGCAUCCUCCAUGUCUCCUGCCAAAAUAUUCACCACUGUAGGUUAAUAAUGUAAAUAUGGUACAAAAAUGAAGAGAAAAAAAAUGAAUUUAUGCAGUAAUUUUUUGUAAUGUAUUUUUAAAGGUUGAGAAUUAUGUUUUGUACGUUGUGAAAGUGCAAUGACUCCUAACACUACACUUGAGAGAGCGGCGGUGUGUAUGUGACUGGUGAUGCUGAUGGUCAUAUUGCAACCUGUAUGAAAUUCUCCCUGGUGUAACAUGGAUGAAGUUUUUAUUGUAAAUAUAUUUAAAUAUAUUUAACACCGCUAUGGAAUCAUGCUUCCCAUUGGUCUGCCAAUGAAUAGACUGGCAGACCAAUGUUUAGCAUUUGCAUGAGAAUGCAUCGUUUUUUUCUUUUUUUUUAUGUUGGCA